AGAGGGGGGGGCUGUGAGGUUGUUUGCUCUCCACAUGUUGUCUGAGGUGCAGCAGGUACAGCAGUGUGUGUGCGAUUUAAGCGUAAAGAAGAAGAAGAAGUUCUAAAAACAGUGUUUUGCUGCGUUUCCCUCUUCCUGCAUCUUCAGGUACUGGAAGAGAUCUCCUGCUACCCAGAGAACCACGAAGCUAAAGAACUCAGACGGAUACUGACGCAGCCUCAUUUCAUGGCUUUGUUGCAGGCCCACGACGUGGUGGCCCACGAGGUCUACAGCGACGAGGCUCUGAGGGUGACCCCUCCGCCCACCUCGCCCUACCUGAACGGAGAGUCCCCGGACAGCACUAACGGGGACAUGGACCUGGAGAACGUCACCAGAGUCCGCCUGGUCCAGUUCCAGAAGAACACAGACGAGCCGAUGGGUAUCACGCUGAAGAUGAACGAGUCUAACCACUGCAUCGUUGCGAGGAUAAUGCACGGGGGAAUGAUCCACAGACAAGGAACGUUGCAUGUAGGAGACGAGAUCAGGGAGAUCAACAGCAUCAGUGUGGCCAACCAGACUGUUGAGCAGCUGCAGAGGAUGCUGAGGGAGAUGCGAGGCAGCAUCACCUUCAAAAUAGUGCCAAGUUACCGGACCAUGGGCUCCCCGUGUGAGAAAGAGUCCCCCACCACCUCCAGGCAGUCCCCUGCCAAUGGCCACUCCAGCAUUAACAGUUCUAUCUUGGACCUGCCCUCCACCAUCCAGCCGAAGGGUCGCCAGAUUGUAUCCAGACCUCCAAUCAAGGACAAAAUGUCUGUUAAGAUCUACGUCAGGGCUCAGUUUGAAUAUGACCCGUCCAAAGACGAACUCAUCCCCUGCAAGGAGGCCGGCAUCCGCUUCCAGGUGGGCGACAUCAUCCAGAUCAUCUCCAAGGACGACCACAACUGGUGGCAAGGAAAACUGGAGAACACAAAAAACGCCACGGCAGGACUCAUCCCGUCGCCCGAGCUGCAGGAGUGGCGAGUGGCGUGUAUAGCUAUGGAGAAGACCAAGCAGGAGCAGCAGGCCAGCUGCACCUGGUUUGGCAAGAAGAAGAAGCAGUACAAAGACAAGUAUCUGGCAAAGCACAACGCAGUGUUCGACCAACUAGACCUGGUCACGUAUGAAGAGGUCGUGAAGCUUCCUGCUUUCAAGAGGAAAACACUAGUUUUGUUAGGGGCCCAUGGCGUGGGCAGGAGACACAUCAAGAACACACUCAUCACCAAACACCCCGACAGAUUCGCCUACCCCAUCCCACACACAACCAGACCUCCAAAGAAGGAUGAGGAGAACGGGAAGAACUACUUCUUUGUCUCCCACGACCAGAUGAUGCAGGACAUCAGCAACAACGAGUACCUGGAGUACGGCAGCCACGAGGACGCCAUGUACGGGACGCGGCUGGAGACCAUCCGCAAGAUCCACCAACUGGGACACAUAGCUAUACUGGACGUUGAACCUCAGGCUCUGAAGGUCCUGCGGACAGCAGAGUUUGCUCCUUACGUCGUCUUUAUUGCUGCACCAACGAUCACGCCAGGCAUCAAUGAGGACGAGUCUCUCCAGCGGCUGCAGAAGGAGUCGGAGAUCCUGCAGAAGACCUACGCUCACUACUUCGACCAAACCAUCAUCAACAACGAGAUCGAUGAGACCAUCAGGCACCUGGAGGAGGCCAUCGAUCUGGUGUGCACCACCAGCCAGUGGGUGCCCGUGUCCUGGGUCUACUGACCACCUGCUCCCCUCCCAGCAGCGACACCUCAGCCAAACUCCCAUCAUUCCCUCUACAAAAAUAGGAAUACAUAAAAAAAAAACUAUUAGCAAAAACUGAGGGGAAACUUCUCUCUACACUGCACUUGAUUGAGAAACAAAACCUUCAGCGUACUGUGAAAGCCACCACAGCAUUCAACCUCCUGAGCGCUGCACAAACUACCUGCGGCGGUUAAUUAUCGGACUCUUGCCCUGGCAGACGACCUAGUCAUAGUGUUGUAUAAAAACAGAGUUUAAACAAAAGUGAAUAUUGUCAUGUCUGUAAUAGCUAGGAGGCAACAUUUCUGUAGAUGUUUGUUUUAAAGAGACAGUACUGUGUCCCGUCCUCCCAUCACAUUGUAGUCCUGUUGGGUGUUGUAGUACUAAACCAUCUGUACAAAGACUGCCAGUGGGUAUUCUGUCUAUCAGCAGACUGAAGUAAAAGCACACAAACACAC
Messenger RNA from Cottoperca gobio, 2213 nucleotides. Its product is annotated as peripheral plasma membrane protein CASK-like. Gene Ontology annotation, molecular function: protein binding. The coding region runs from base 226 to 1737 and encodes 503 amino acids. The record is from RefSeq and is a predicted model, not a curated record. NCBI's taxonomy places the organism in Eukaryota, Metazoa, Chordata, Actinopteri, Perciformes, Bovichtidae. The transcript is spliced from 15 exons.